CUACUACAAUGUACGUAUUUAUUCAGAGGUAUAGCAGACAACUAAUAUCUGGGUUACUGAAUAAAAUAUUUUGACCCAAGUUAAAAUAAUCACAAAAGCACUUACAGAGUCCCUAGCCAUCUCAAUACAUUCUAGACCUCUGAUAUGUGAGUGGAAAUCAAAUGUGAGCGUUAAUCAGCCGAAAAACUGCUCUUUUGCUGACUGCGCAGGAGCGCGUGAGUGAACGUUCCCGAGACACCGGACGGCGCGUGCAGUCCGUGUUCCGUUUCUCGUCUCCUACCGCAGUCCGACAGACGCAGUGCACAACACCAGGCACACCAGACACCGGGACACGAGAGCGCAGGGAGAGAGUGGAUUACAAAAACAUGAGGCCGUCACUAUGUCAAAGAAAUGGAAUAACAUUUAAAUUUAAAAAGAACUCUUGAAGUUUUCAUCUCUGGGUGGAGCUCUUUGGCAGGUAUCUUUUCCCCCACCUGGGAUUUGCUGACAGGGCGAACAGCUCUAGAAAAUGAAAUCUCAUGAGAAAGAACUGGAGAGAGAGAUCUCUAAGGUUCAGGGCAUGGUGUGUGAGUUGCGGGCAGGGUUUUCUCGUGCACUGCUGGAGCUGAAUCAGAUUCAGCAGGGAGACACUGAGCUGCAGAGCCAGCUGGAGGACACAAGACAUGGCUGCAACAAGCGUGCCCUUCACCUUGAGAGUCUGGUGCUCUCCCUCAAGGAGGAGCUGGAGGAAGUACGUUGUCAGUUUCGUCAACUCUGUGAGACACAAGACAGAAUACCAGCAGAGAAUCCUGGAAUAGAGAAUGCGUGUGUCGAUUUGUGUAUGUGUGAAUGCAGUAAUGGCGUGGAUGACAGUAGCGGGCAGAGUAAUGGUGCUGCAGAGGCUCCUCCCCUUUCACCUGUGGGUGGAGAUUUCCUCAUACACUGUUACCUUCAGGGAUUACAGGUGUGGCAAUGGACCAGACAGAAUACAGGUGCAGAUUCUCUUUCCUGCCAUGUAACACACAGCUGCCUGCGGCGGGGCAGGAGGCGGGGUGUGGUGGAGAUGCUGUUGCGGUCUGAACGCGAUUAUGUGUCUAGUUUGAAUCAGCUCUAUGAGAAAUACAAAUCUGCUGAGCAAAAUGUGGCGUUUGUAAAGCAUAUUGAUCAGAUGCUACAGCGCCACCUGCUCUUCCGCAACACCCUAGAAGAACGACUGACCAUGGAUGAGAGAAGCUGUGCUGCCGGGGAUGCUUUCCUCAACCUCACUGGACAGAACAAUAAGUCUUUCUCUGAUGCAUAUCUUGGAUAUGUGGCCAGUCUGGGAACUCUCCUGAGAACAGAGAUCUGUACAACUUCACCCCACAGUAAUUCACAAAAUUUACAGGCGGAGAAAGAGAGCUUCAGAUUGCUUUCACUAGUAUUCGCUCCUGUUUCCCGCAUCCACACAUACCUAAAUAUCAUACAGGCCUUGUUACGCAGUUGUGGUGCUGGACAUGCAGACAGGUGUUCACUACAGGAGAGCGAGCGGGUGCUGUGGGACCUCUGCACAAGCUGUCACAUGACCUUGGCGAAGGCGGGGCCAUGUGAAGAGGGGGUGGGGCCUGAACAAGGUUUGAGAAGCAGGUGCUGUGCCGAGAGCCCCGACUGCGGCCCUUCCGCUUUUACCAAGUACUGUGCCAACAUUAAUGCGGAUACAGCCAGCGUCACAGCGGGCGCAGGCAUAGACAGCACUGUACACCAGAGGAAAUGCUGUCGUGUUGGCAUCUCACAGACGCUACCUCGGCCCAGUGGCAUUUUAAGGUAAUCCAGCAUAUUUUAC
This is a messenger RNA of Cyprinus carpio (common carp), 1798 nucleotides long. RefSeq lists its product as uncharacterized. NCBI's taxonomy places the organism in Eukaryota, Metazoa, Chordata, Actinopteri, Cypriniformes, Cyprinidae. The coding region runs from base 509 to 1783 and encodes 424 amino acids. The record is from RefSeq and is a predicted model, not a curated record. The transcript is spliced from 13 exons. Gene Ontology annotation, molecular function: guanyl-nucleotide exchange factor activity.